AUGAAGACCUCAUUGGCAUUCAUCCUCACAGCCCUCGUGCUCCCAUUUAUUUCCGCCGCUCCUGUGGAGCAACGCACGCCCCAAUCCGGGCCAGGUAUAAUCGUCUCCUCGCCCAACGGCCAAGAAUGCACCGGCGCAAGUGACGGCGUGUCGCUCGGGAGUAUCGUGGGCAAUGUGUUGGGAUGUGGAGGUGUCGGAGGGAUCUUGGGAGGGAAGUAA
Messenger RNA from Glarea lozoyensis ATCC 20868, 219 nucleotides. RefSeq lists its product as uncharacterized. The record is from RefSeq and is a predicted model, not a curated record. The coding region runs from base 1 to 219 and encodes 72 amino acids. Lineage: Eukaryota; Fungi; Ascomycota; Leotiomycetes; Helotiales; Helotiaceae. The transcript is spliced from 2 exons.